AUGUCUACAAGUCACGAUACCCGCCCUUCACAAAUGCAAAGCCAGAGUGUAUCGACCACUGUAAGUGAGCCGUCGCCUGGCAGGAUGCUCAUGGAGAAGAACGUGCCAGCGACCCAAGCAACAAGCUUCUACACUACCUCAACUACCAGCGAACGAGCGAUCGCGAACGUCGAACCUUCCUCGCCGUCAAACUUUCCUGCAUCCAAAGGCAAGAGUAACAUCACUACCGAGAAGUGCCUGGCGAGGAGCAGCCAUUGGCAAAGCAUGUCUUUGGGGCCUACCGCGUUCAGUGGGGCAUCUCAGCGACAAACCUCAGUCCAAGGAUGA
Molecule: messenger RNA, 327 nt
Organism: Fusarium mangiferae
Lineage: Eukaryota; Fungi; Ascomycota; Sordariomycetes; Hypocreales; Nectriaceae
Exons: 1
Coding region: 1-327 (108 amino acids)
Source: RefSeq, a predicted model, not a curated record